CGUAAAUAUUCGUGAUUUAUUUCCACCGGUAGUGGACGCGUCGUAAUUUUAUUUUUAUCGAACUGUGCUUCAAAUUUCUUACGGUUUCCGCAUAAAAAUGACGGCUAUCGAUAAAAUACAAGUUUUGGACUCUAUUGAAAAGGAAUUGCUACUUUGUUUGCAGAGUGCAGGCCAAGCUCUGUUGGAGCUCAGCAAGGAGAAAACCAGUCAAAAGGCAACGGAAACCCACACGAACCAGUUCCUGAAAUCGCUGAACAUUGUCGAAUCGAAACUGUCGGAACAGAUCAACUACCUCACUCAAGUGUCCACGGGGCAACCCCAUGAGGGGUCCGGAUAUGCUGCUGCAAAAGUUUUGCAGAUGGCAUGGCAUCGUAUUCAGCAUGUGAAGUCACGCAUCAAGGAACUGGAAGAGUGCAAGAUCAAAUACGUCCAGGCUACCAAUAGGCUUCAAACGCAACGAACCGGACCCAAUCCCGGUUCUGGAGGUGUUAUGUAAGGGACAGACGUUUCGGUUAAGUUAGUGUUAAGCUUCUUUAAUAACUGUAUACAAUAACUUUAUUUCUCUAAUCUUGAGUUUCCUCCAAUUGAUGGGAGGCCGAUUCUUUCGGUUGCCCAAUGCCGAAGAAACUAUUCUGCACUACAAACCUAA
Aedes aegypti (yellow fever mosquito) is the source of this 649-nucleotide messenger RNA. It is a transcript of the gene MED11, whose product is annotated as mediator of RNA polymerase II transcription subunit 11. NCBI's taxonomy places the organism in Eukaryota, Metazoa, Arthropoda, Insecta, Diptera, Culicidae. The transcript has 2 exons. The record is from RefSeq and is a predicted model, not a curated record. The coding region runs from base 98 to 496 and encodes 132 amino acids. Gene Ontology annotation, biological process: regulation of transcription by RNA polymerase II. Gene Ontology annotation, cellular component: mediator complex. Gene Ontology annotation, molecular function: transcription coregulator activity.